This is a messenger RNA of Candidula unifasciata, 2238 nucleotides long. Lineage: Eukaryota; Metazoa; Mollusca; Gastropoda; Stylommatophora; Geomitridae. The record is from the annotation of a GenBank genome assembly.
AUGUUGCCCACAAACGACGGCUGCAACUUUUCGGAGACGUGCGCUCCAACCUCCAACAACGGGAAGAAAAAAAUAUUCCACAUCUGUGUCACUGAUAUCAUGGACGAUACCCACACUGACACUAGGCCUUGUGACUCGCAAUCUCCAGGCGACUUGAGCCAAGGUCAGUUUUCUUUGGGAGUGGAGAGCACAGUCAGUGGACAGUCUGAUAACAGCCGGGCUGAGCUUCUGCGGACAGACAAUAAAAGAAACGAAGAUACACAAAACAAUAUCAUAUUGGAAGAUGACGACGAAGAUGAUGAAGAUAAUGAGUGCCAUAUUGGCCGCUUCAGACCGCAGUGCUUUCUCCUGUGUGCAAACAUUAACAUGUUCGUGUGUUUCAUGUGUGCUCUCAUUGUGGUGGCCUCGGCUUUGACUACCGGAUACCUCAACAGUGUUAUCACGACCAUCGAGAAGAGAUUCGAAAUUGGCAGUUCGGUGUCUGGUUUGAUCGCUGCGGCUUAUGAGUUUGGGAAUCUGGUCGCGGUUAUAUUUGUGUCCUUUCUCGGAGCUUCUCGCCACAUCCCGAAAUGGAUUGGUUUUGGGGUUCUAAUGAUGGGAACUGGGUCGUUGCUGUUUUCUUUGCCUCAUAUCAUCGCGCCCAAGUAUUCAGUUCGGUCGAGAAUGGCGGAGAAUAACGUUACCAGCGACGAGAACAUCUGCAGACGACUAGGCCAGCACCCGGAUGAUGUGAUGUGUAUCCAGCAGAACUCGGGAAACUGGGGCUACGUGCUGCUACUGGUUGCCGCUCAGAUUCUCAUUGGGACAGGUGGAACGCCCAUCAUGACUUUGGGGAUCACUUAUGUGGACAAUCAUGUGGCCAAGGAAGCAUCACCAGCGUACCUGGCCUCCAUGCAUGCAUCGGGGGCCCUAGGCCCCGUGCUGGGGUACGCCCUCGGAGCCCUGCUCCUGCAGUACUACGUGGACACGUUCAGCCACGAGACCCAGAUCACCAGCGGCAACCCCCGCUGGAUCGGCGCCUGGUGGGGUGGCUUUGUCAUCUGUGGUGUGUUGUUGCUGCUUCUGGCCCUGCCCUUCCUGGCCUACCCCCGGGUGCUGGUCAAGGAGAGGAGGCGGAUUGAGGAAACCAAGACGAAAGAAGCGCUGCUGCAGAAUAUCCCCGAUGACGUGGCAGAGGACAAACACUAUGGCAGAUCUCUCAGGGAUAUCCCAAAAGCAGUAGUGCACUUGAUCAAGAACCCCGUGUACACAGUAAUGCUGCCAGCCAUCUGCUGUGAGAUCUGUAUCGUCAGUGGAUUUGUUGUAUUCCUCCCCAAAUACCUGGAGUCGCAGUUUGGUACCUCGACUUCUUUAGCCAACCUGUUUACAGGUGGCAUUGGUAUACCUGGAGCUGUUGUUGGCAUUCUCAUGGGUGGUUACAUCAUGAAACGACUGGCCUUGUCUCCCAAAGGAGCCAUCAAGUUUGUCCUUCUGCUCAACACGCUGGCUCUUUGCGGCUUCUCGUUUUUCUUCUACAUGGGAUGUGAUAAUGUGAGGAUUGCUGGAGCUAACUUCCCAUACUUCAACAGUACUGGUCACAAAAUUUUCGAGGCUAAUCUGACAUCAUCCUGUAACCAGAACUGCGCCUGCUCCACCAUCCAGAUCCAGCCCAUCUGUGGCAUCAACGGGAUCACUUACUUCUCACCCUGUCAUGCGGGUUGCACAGGUUCAAACCACUUCUACGAUCCCAGCAAGGAGGAGAAUAGUUUUAACUACAGUGGAUGCUCGUGUAUCCGAGAUGGUUCAGCCGUUUACUCCAACCAUGAGGUUAUCAUCUCUCCCAUGGCAACGAGUGGACCUUGCAAGAACACGUGUGAGAGACUGCUGCCUUUCCUCAUUCUGCUGGUGUUUAUGACAUUCUGCGUGGCUGGUACUCAGAUGCCUCUGCUAAUGGUCACACUGAGAUCUGUCGGAACAAUGGAGCGAUCGUUUGCUCUAGGUCUACAGUUUGUUGUCAUGAGGUUGUUUGCGUACAUUCCUAGCCCCAUCUUCUUUGGCAAUGCCAUAGACAGCACCUGCCUGUUGUGGAGUGUCAAAUGUCAGAGAAACGGAUCCUGUCUUCUGUAUGACAUGGUCAUGUUUCGAUACAAGUAUGUAGGCAUAGCUGCUGGCCUGAAAGUGAUCUCCUUGUGUUUCUUCAUUGCCGUCUGGUAUUUCAUUUCCCGGCGGACACUGGAUCCAGGGGCAACUAAUGCUGGU